AGGAAGACGCAAAAACAAACAAACAAAAGAUGUCAAAGCCUGCUGAUCACAUCAAGAGACCCAUGAACGCGUUCAUGGUCUGGUCCCGGGGCCAGAGGAGGAAAAUGGCACAGGAGAAUCCCAAAAUGCACAACUCGGAGAUCAGCAAAAGACUGGGCGCCGAGUGGAAGCUGCUGUCCGAGUCCGAGAAGAGACCUUACAUAGACGAGGCCAAGAGGCUGCGGGCUCAGCACAUGAAGGAGCACCCCGACUACAAGUACCGGCCCCGGCGCAAACCCAAGAACCUGCUGAAGAAGGACAGGUACGUUUUCCCGCUGCCUUACCUCGGGGACACCGACCACUUGAAGGGACUUCCCGUCUCGGCCGCGGACUCUCUGUUGGGCCCCUCGGACAAAGCCAGAGCGUUCCUGCCGCCGACGUCCGCCCCGUACUCCUUCCUCGACCCGAGCCAGUUCAGCUCCAGCGCCAUCCAGAAGAUGACGGAGAUGCCCCACACGUUGAGCACCAGCACUUUGCCGUACGCGUCCUCGUUGGGAUACCAGAACGGCGCGUUCGGCACCCUCGGGUGCCCCAGUCAGCACACCCACACCCACCCGUCGCCCACGAACCCGGGCUAUGUCGUCCCGUGUAACUGCACAGCCUGGUCCACGUCAAGUUUACAGCCCCCGGUGGCCUACAUACUUUUUCCAGGUAUGACCAAGACUGGGAUAGACCCGUAUUCAUCCGCACAUGCCGCUGCCAUGUAA
Messenger RNA from Acanthopagrus latus (yellowfin seabream), 746 nucleotides. RefSeq names its product SRY-box transcription factor 14 (gene sox14). Bases 30 to 746 code for a protein of 238 amino acids. Gene Ontology annotation, molecular function: RNA polymerase II cis-regulatory region sequence-specific DNA binding; DNA-binding transcription factor activity, RNA polymerase II-specific. Lineage: Eukaryota; Metazoa; Chordata; Actinopteri; Spariformes; Sparidae. Gene Ontology annotation, biological process: cell differentiation; regulation of DNA-templated transcription; anatomical structure morphogenesis. The transcript has a single exon. The record is from RefSeq and is a predicted model, not a curated record.